CUUGAUCCAGUCUGUCGACAUAUCAUGGUUGAUACCCGUCAGUAAACAUUCCUGACGGUCCCCACCGCCAUCACUUCAGCCGCCGAAAACGUAGUCGUCAUGGCACCUUGGCCUCAGGCCUGGACCGCCAGUCAUGCUGCUGCUGCUUUGCGACCCUUCCCUCUGAUCGCAUACCUCUCGCUAUUCACCCUCCUCGCUUCCACCGUCGCCCAUGCGCAAACUGUCGCUAUCCUACCUUCCGCUGCCUCUUCCUCCUUUCCCUCCUGCGGCCUAACCUGCUCCGUCCUCCUCCAAGCCCAAUCCGACUGCCUGCCACCCGCUGCUCCGCAGACAAACUCCGCCACUUACGCCUCCUGCUUCUGCCAUUCACAUAAUCUCACCGAGCUUCGCACCUCCUUGGACGCUGUCUGCGACGAUACCUGCACCAAUGCCUCCGAUCGCUCGUUAAUACAGACAUGGUACAACAACUACUGCGCGGUCGGAGCCUCAGUUGCCGACGCUGACCCCACGAAUAACGAGGAGGAAAACUGGCAGGCCCAUUCCGCUCAAUCAGUCACCAAGAUCCGCGCGUAUAGGAGAACUGCCGCUUCCAACGCUUGGUGGUCAACACACUACAAAUGGGUGAUCAUGGUCAUCAUCCUGGUCGUCGGAUUCAGCAUCAUCAGCGUGGUGGGCGUAUGGGCGAAGCGCCGCCAUGAUCGGAAGUACCCGGGUCUGUAUCACGCCGCAGCCACGGGUGGUACAGACAGUGCUCUGCUGGCCGCCCGCCAGCAAGAGAUCGGUCCCGCGCCAGGACCUGAUACGCGCGCGCCGGGUCAAUUCAUGCCCGCUCAGUAUGACCCCGCCCAAGAUCCCGGAUCCAUCGCCAGCAGUUCACACACCAACGUCGCUGCCGCUGCCGCUGUCGCUGCUGCCAACGCCCCCGGGCCCCGGCCAGCGCGCACGUCAUCCCGUCUGCAGAAGACGCAACCCGUAUCCGACAGUGACACCGAAAUCCGCGAAGUGGCUCGGUGAAACCAGACUCACAGAGGCCUCGUUUUAAAGUAGCUGUCCAUGAUUAGUCAUCCCGGGAACCUUGCGCUGUCUCUACCGAACAACUGGUGGCUGGUGACCUGCCGCGCUUUCUAAAUCUAAUGUUGAAAGGCAAACACGACAUCGCAUUCCCUCCUCCUUUUCUUCUACCUCUUCUAUUUAACUGGCAAACCAACUGCCAUGGAUCGAUCGCAAACGCAGUCACCCCUUCACGGACAAAAAAAAAACGACAUAGUCCCUCCCGCUGAUCUUUGCAUAUAUCCGGCGUUCUGAUUUUGUCUAUAAGGGUAUUGAUUAUUUACCGUACAGUACCAGUGAUUCUUUUGUUUCCCCAAAAUGCACAGUACAAAGCAUCACUUUACUUUCGUUUUUCGCAUCCCCUCAAAUCCUGUUCCGGAUGUUGUGCAUAGUUUACGGGUUCAGGCAUUUUCCAUGCGGUUGACUUGACGUCAUUUUCGAUCGAAUAUAUU
Molecule: messenger RNA, 1502 nt
Organism: Aspergillus uvarum CBS 121591
Lineage: Eukaryota; Fungi; Ascomycota; Eurotiomycetes; Eurotiales; Aspergillaceae
Exons: 2
Coding region: 100-1014 (304 amino acids)
Source: RefSeq, a predicted model, not a curated record